GGCUUCCACACCCAAUGACCAAAAGGCAGCUGUUGAGAAUUAUUUUUGUAGGGCACGCUCCAAAGACGCCAUGCCAAGGUCCUUUUAAAUGAGCGAUGAUCAUAGAGCCCCUCUCUUCGUAGUCUUCUCUAGACAAGAGAUAUUAGAAAUAGCAGAUCAAGAUCCUGUAUUUUCUUCUCUUCUCUUCAAUGGAAAACUACAGAUCCAAAUCAUACGCAGAUGGAAGGUACCAAAUUCAAAGCUACAACGGUGCCAGUAAUGGAGGAGGAGGAGGAGGAGCGCCUACUUCAUAUGCUAUCACAAGCAUGCAAGAUCUCAGGUGCUACAGUGCUUCAUAUGCAACCUCUGUCUACCAAACACAAGCACAGAUUGGAACUAGUGAUGUCAAAUUCAAGAAAGGAAAGUCAACAAAUGGGUCAACUUCUAAAAGAUGGAGCUUCAAUGAUCCUGAGUUACAAAGGAAAAGGAGAGUUGCUAGCUAUAAGGUUUAUGCUGUUGAAGGAAAAGUUAAAGGGUCUUUAAAGAAGAGUUUUAGGUGGAUUAAAGAAAGAAGAAGCAUGCCUUUGGGGGUUCUUCGGAUGAUAAAUAACAACUGUUGUGGAGAAGGGGCAGUGGCAGCCAUUCCUUGGGAGCUGUUGACGCAUCUAGGAAGAGGUUGGUGGUGAUAUGAUUGAUGCACUAGGCAUCCAGAAGUUUGGAGAAACUAAGACAUGUUGACCUUAGCGGUCAUGUCUUCUGCUUCAGAUUUCUGUCGUGUCUUAUGGUGUAGGAAGACAAGACUGUUGGGGUCAUACUAACAAUUCCCCUCAUCCUAUGAUGCUUUUGUGCGCACCUUCAUUUUUGAACCUGAUUCUGAGUUUCUAAGCCAAUCCUUGAUGGUUCAUAGGUGGAUGGGAUACUCAGGCAGGUAAGGUAAUCUACCUCUUGCAUUUCUUUCCUUCUUACAGAACCAAGUGAAGGCUAAAUGCUUUGUUUCCUUGGAAAUAUUCCAUGGACUGCGGCUGGAAUUCCACACUUCAAAUCUCUGAAAUUCCAUAUGAUGAUGACUUGUUCCUCCUUCCAGCAAGCUAUGGUUAGCAGCAGUCGAGUAUUAGUAAUUGCUUAAAAGAUUCAGUAAUAACGAGGAAGUGUUUUCUUAUUAUUGUCAUUUUAUUUUUAAACAAGCCCAUGUAUAACAAUUGAUGAUUGUUAAUGUUAGAAAUCAGGGGGCGUCGGACAUUACAUUUCAAUUACAAUCACCCAAAAAAAUAAAAAGAACUUGUAGCAAAAGUGCCGUGGCACAGGAGGGGAAAUAUUAUGCAUUAUUUUUCUCCUUUAGAUUUUUUAA
Messenger RNA from Populus nigra (black poplar), 1327 nucleotides. RefSeq lists its product as uncharacterized. The coding region runs from base 189 to 665 and encodes 158 amino acids. The transcript is spliced from 2 exons. NCBI's taxonomy places the organism in Eukaryota, Viridiplantae, Streptophyta, Magnoliopsida, Malpighiales, Salicaceae. The record is from RefSeq and is a predicted model, not a curated record.